Messenger RNA from Phanerochaete carnosa HHB-10118-sp, 2370 nucleotides. RefSeq lists its product as uncharacterized. The coding region runs from base 1 to 2370 and encodes 789 amino acids. Gene Ontology annotation, cellular component: nucleus. Lineage: Eukaryota; Fungi; Basidiomycota; Agaricomycetes; Polyporales; Phanerochaetaceae. The record is from RefSeq and is a predicted model, not a curated record. The transcript has 8 exons. Gene Ontology annotation, molecular function: histone deacetylase activity.
AUGCCUGAAGGCCCAGGCAGGCAACCGACCAUAUUCUUCCAGGAGCUGCACGAGAAACACAAGAACUACGCGAAGAAGGAAGAACUCGAAAGCCCUCAACGCGUCCGCGCAGUUGAAUAUGGCACCGCCGCCAUCCUCGCCCGCCUUGAAUUGGCCAAUCCCAACUACCCUUCCCCGCUCAAGAUAGUUCGAAGCAUGGCCGAAUUACGCAACAUCGCCGAUAAUGUUGCCGCGCGCAUCAUGUUUGGUAUGAAAGAUGAGGACGAGCCGGGGAGGGAGAACUAUGCGGAACGGCUUUGGCAGUGGUGUAAAGAUUGUGCCCUCCCGUCGGGCAAGUUCGAACCUGACCUGUACAUUUGCUCCCAGUCCUACGUAGCUUUUGCUGGUGCCCUUGCAACUACAUGUGAAGCUGUCGACGCGGUCGCUGCCGCGCAUACAGCCCCGUCAGGCUCGGACAGCACACGCGCAUUCGUCGCCGUUCGGCCCCCGGGACACCAUAGCAGACCUGACAAUCCUGCGGGAAUGGGCUUCCUAAACUACGUCGUUCUAGGCGCAAUUCAUGCUUAUACCGCACACGGAUAUUCGCAUAUAAUCAUUUUAGACAUUGAUCUUCAUCACGGUGACGGCACCCAAACAAUGGUCCAACAGAUUAAUGACAGCGUUCACCGCGCACAAGACGGCCAGUCCGGUCCCAUAGUGUACUUCGGCAGCAUGCACGAUGUCAACGUCUACCCUUGCAGGGAUGCCUCAAAAGAUAUGCCGGAUGCACGGCUGUCAUCGCACGGAGAGGGCGGCCAGUGGAUUAAAAAUGUCAUUAUGGAACCGCACGCGACAGAGGCCGAUUUCUGGACGGCAUACGAGACCAGAUACAAGACCCUCCUCACGGAUGCGACCGCAUUCCUGCAGCAGACAAGUGCGUCUUCCAAUAAGGUCAUCGUCUUUAUCAGCUGCGGCUUCAGCGCGUCCCAGUACGAAUAUGGUGGCGUCGCGGGCAACUGUCGCGUUCCACCCGCGUUCUUCUACCGUUUCACGCGCGACGCGUGCGCACUCGCAGACACACACGCCCAGGGACGGCUCGUGAGCAUCCUCGAGGGCGGAUACAGCGACCGCGCCCUGCUGAGUGGUACAAUGGCGCACGUGGCCGGCUUGAUUGACGACGAGCCAAAGAUCGAAUCGGCGUGGUGGAACGAGCCGAAUUUAAUCGAGCUCGAGAAGGUCGCCGUACGCAAGAAAGGGCGGCGACACUACCUUGACAAACUCCCGACGUGGGUUCAACGCGCGCAUCAGGUCGUGCAACAUCUGCACGCACCGCUACCCGAGCAGCUGCCCGAAUCUUCGGUGCUUAAUCUCCCGCCGUUCGUGCCCUACCCUCCACCGCCGCCAAAACAGACAGCGCAGUCGCGUUGGGGACUGUUCCCGGCAUCUACUUCGGCCUCUGCUCCAGUCGCAUCAGGCUCAACUGCGCCACUAUCUCCUAGUUCGGUAACGUCGUCAGGUGAACCACGCGUGAGCGAUCGCCUUGAGGAGAAGCGCAAGUACCUCGCGAGUCUUCGGCUGUGGUUACCUGGUGGCGACAGCGACGAGGAAGGCGAAGACGAAGACGAGGUGGACGAGAUGGACGAGUCGCAUAAAGAAACGGACGACCUUCCAGUGAUCCGUGGACGUGGACGUGGACGCCCACGCGGUCGUGGAAGUAGGGGAGGGCGUGGCCGUGGUGUGAGGGGUGGGCCCGGUAGUCGCGGCGGGCGGGGCAGUCGUGGUGGGCGUGGAAGUCGUGGUGGACGAGGGAGAGGCCGCGGACGCGGAGGCGGAGGUGUGCACACUGAAGCGAUCGUUCACAGCCCAGAAGAGGAAGACUCGGGAUCCCCAACACCCCUCUCAGCUGAGCGAGUCGGCCCUGCAAUUACAGCGGGUCCGUUGGCAAAUGUGUCGCCGGAGGCGGGGCCAUCCAACGGAAAGCGUCCACCUGAACCGGCUAGCGCACCGGCGGACGAGCAGCACAAGCGGCUGCGCCAAGACUCGACGCAAUCUGACGCAACUGCGGUACAGGGCGCAGGCCCUGUUUCUGCGGUGGCAGCAUUGCGACGCUCGCUUGACGAUUUUGCAGGGCGCGUCGAUACCCAUGCGGACACGCUUCCUGCAGAACUUGUGCGUGCGGUACGCGGCGCGCGUGGGUGCGUCGCGAAGCUUGAACGGUUCGCAGACGACGUGCGCCUAGUGGACGAGACCGUCGACCUGCUACGGGAGCUGUCCGAUGCUGCGUUCGUUGCAUGUGGCACUAUUGAGGAUAAACAGCUCGCGAAGGGCCUGCGUUUUGGCCUUGUUGACUUGGAGGGUGCAGUAGAGGAGUUCCGGAGGAACGGGAAGUGA